This is a messenger RNA of Amaranthus tricolor (Joseph's coat), 1071 nucleotides long. Its product is annotated as MFP1 attachment factor 1-like. Lineage: Eukaryota; Viridiplantae; Streptophyta; Magnoliopsida; Caryophyllales; Amaranthaceae. Gene Ontology annotation, biological process: mitotic cell cycle; lateral root development. The transcript has a single exon. Bases 198 to 719 code for a protein of 173 amino acids. The record is from RefSeq and is a predicted model, not a curated record.
UGUAGGUGUAAUGUCAACCGUCCAAAACAAUACAAAAGGCCCCACAAGGGUGGACCGUCAUUGUUAUAUCAACAGACAAUCCCACCACGUUAAGGCCUGUCCUGACUUAGCCUGUUAAAAUCGCUCUCCUAACAAACAAAACUAGAGUAUACUCCAUUUCUCCCAAAGUCCCAAUAAUUCCGAACCCUAGUUCCGCCAUGUCUGACGAUUCUCCAGCCACCUCCUCUGCCAUUACCGGCGAAAAUGAGCAGGAACAACCGCAAUCAGCGGACAAUCUUUCAUCAAAAAUGGAGAAAAUGAACAUUUCUAGUUCAUCCUUCAGUAUUUGGCCUCCUACCUCACGAACUCGAGAUGCUGUAAUCAAUCGUCUCAUCGAAACACUUUCUAAUCCAUCUGUUCUCUCUAAGCGUUAUGGAUCGAUUCCUUCUGAAGAAGCUUCUUCCAUUGCUAAAUCUAUUGAAGAAGAAUCGUAUGAUGUUGCUGCUUCAAAGGCUGCUGCUAAUUCGACUUCUGUUUCCAGCAUUGAUGAAGGUAUUGAGAUUCUUCAGGUUUACUCUAAAGAGAUCAGUACACGGAUGCUUGCUGCUGUUAAAUCUAAAGGUGCUACUCCUGCUCCUGAUCCUGAUGCUUCGGAGAUCUCUGCUCCUCCGGAAUCUGAUCGUGCUACUGUUGCAAGUGAGGAAGUUUCUUCUUCUAUUGGUAAUGAAUCUUCGGCUUAGGGUUUACUGUUGUCUUCAUUAGAUAAUAAUUCCAGAUCUGCUGCUCUUAGUUCUUCUGCCUUUCUAUUGCUUAGUAAUGACUGAGUAUUAUCUAGUAUCUACAUCAAUAGUGUCAUAUAUCGUAAUGGUGUCAUAUAAUGUACUUUUCAAAUGAGCUGGCGACUUAUAUGAUAUUCUAGAAUUCUGAGGUUUUUCUCGGGACUUCUAAAUCGUAAACGAGAAAUUUCUAAUUCUCCAAUUUGGUUAAAUCUAGCUGUACUAUGUGUAUGUUGAAUUAUGUAAGCAUAUUGUCAUAAUGUUACACAUGAUUCAGAAUUGUCAUAAGUUUAGAAAUUUACUGAAGGUUAUUUCA